AUGACCGCAUCAUUGACCACAGACUCAGUAGCCAAUUCGAUAUACCACAACCUUAUCACCUCAAUUAUUCAAGAUAUUGUUUCUCGCCAAACGGUCAAGCAGAAACUUAUCAAGCAGCAGUUCCCCGAUGCAAAGCCCUACCAUUACGAUCCAUCAGGCACAUACGAUAUUCAUGGCAAGCCCAAACAAGCGGACUCGGCCGUGUAUAUUGAGUGCAACGUCUGCGGCCGUGAGGUGAGUGGGAAUAGGUUUGCAGCGCAUCUCGUAAGAUGUUUGUCACGUGGUAAGAGAUAG
Messenger RNA from Kluyveromyces marxianus DMKU3-1042, 294 nucleotides. It is a transcript of the gene SGF11, whose product is annotated as SAGA histone acetyltransferase complex subunit SGF11. Lineage: Eukaryota; Fungi; Ascomycota; Saccharomycetes; Saccharomycetales; Saccharomycetaceae. The transcript has a single exon. The coding region runs from base 1 to 294 and encodes 97 amino acids. The record is from RefSeq and is a predicted model, not a curated record.